GGGGGUUGUUCCGCGUGCACGAGCUCCGAGGGUACGCUACCAUAAACGCGCGCGCGCCGAAACGCAUCCCUCCGGUCUGACCGGGAGGUCUCGAGGGGAUGUCGAUGCUGUGAAAGAGGCGGUAGCGGCGGCGGCGGCGUCGGCGGCGGCGCGGUCGUGCAACAGGCAUCGCCACCGCCGCUUCAGUCCGUUACCCACCGUCAGCUGGCGAGCAUUUCGCGUGCGCGACGUGCAGACACAGUGUGCAUAACACGUUUCGUCGUGUUCUCGGUCAAGAGGUUUCGUUACGUUUUUUCGUUUUCGAUCGACCCGCAGUGCCGUUUGCGAUUUUAUUUCUAUCCGAUCUCGCUCCCACUGAUAUGUUUUCUCCUACGCCGUCGCCGAUUUCUCGCACCGUCGCGUAUAGAAAGAUAACAAAACCAUUAUUAGAACGAAAGCGUCGUGCUCGUAUUAAUCGAUGUUUGGAUGAGUUGAAAGAUUUGAUGUAUUCGGCUUUGGAGGCCGAAGGCGAAAAUGUCGAAAAACUUGAAAAAGCAGAUAUUUUGGAAUUUACUGUAAGGCAUUUGCAAAAGAUCACCAAAAGAGAUCCGGUUGAAGAAGCCUAUAAAUUUCAAGAAGGAUUCAGUCACUGCGCCAGCGAAGCUUGCAGUUUCCUGUUGUCAUUGCCGGGGCUGGACUCGGUGGUGGGCCGACGGCUUGUGGAGUACCUGGCCAAAUCGGUGUCGCGCGCGCUCGAGUCUCAGGUUACGGCCACCAACAAACCCCCCGCGGCGGCUGCUCAAAUGGCAGCAGUCUCGCCGGCCGCUGUGGCCGCAGCAUCGAUCAACGCUUGCAGCAACGGCAGUGGCGACGACAGCAACGGCGGAGAAGCAGCGGCCCGCGGCCACACGCCACCGUCCAACAACCCGCCCCCCACACCUCCGGAAGCCGCUGCCGCGUUGUCGUGUCCGACCACCGUGGUCAACGCCACCUUACCACCGCAAAAACCCGUCGCUCUGACCUCGUCCAACCGUAGUCCGCACACCGUGGUUCGGCCCAAACCCACGAGGCCCGCUUUCGGUCCGUCAUCGUCGUCACCGCACUCGCACGACGUCGCAGCCGCUGCCGUGGCCGCAGCGCAACGUGACCCAAUGUGGCGGCCGUGGUGAACAGUGGCCAAAGGUGGUGUUCAUUUUUUACUUAACCAAAAAAAAUAAAAAUAUACCUAUUUUAAAGGGGAAAUAAAUCAAUCUGUCGGCGAGAUGUGGAUCUUUAUAUCAUUAUUGUACGGUCGUAUAAUUUCGAUACUUCACUAAUUCACGUGAAUGAUUUUUUAUUUUUAUUUUUAUCGUGUUUUUAUAAGCGUUGUAGUACAGAGGCAUCAUCGCAUAACGCACAUAAUGGUAUUAUGUAUUGUAAUUUAGUUUUGUAACCGACACUACACGCAAAUCCCUUUCGGAAUGAAAUGUUUUACGCGUUGUAUAAUGCAACGUACGGGCACCGUAUAACAUUUUGUUUUUUUGUUUUUUUUUCACCGAGUUGUUAAAAUAUGAAUAUUUUUAUUAUAUUAGGCGUUUAUCAAUAUGAUGUAUUGUAGUACUUAUCGCUGUAUAAAGCUACGAUUUAUUAUUACGUUUUAAGAUUUUGUAAUUUGACAUUUUAUUAUUAUUAUUAUUAUUAUUA
Molecule: messenger RNA, 1662 nt
Organism: Sipha flava (yellow sugarcane aphid)
Lineage: Eukaryota; Metazoa; Arthropoda; Insecta; Hemiptera; Aphididae
Product: enhancer of split mgamma protein-like
Exons: 4
Coding region: 360-1148 (262 amino acids)
Biological process (GO): anterior/posterior pattern specification; regulation of transcription by RNA polymerase II; regulation of neurogenesis
Cellular component (GO): nucleus
Molecular function (GO): RNA polymerase II cis-regulatory region sequence-specific DNA binding; protein dimerization activity; DNA-binding transcription factor activity, RNA polymerase II-specific
Source: RefSeq, a predicted model, not a curated record